Molecule: messenger RNA, 945 nt
Organism: Indicator indicator
Lineage: Eukaryota; Metazoa; Chordata; Aves; Piciformes; Indicatoridae
Gene: GAS2
Product: growth arrest specific 2
Exons: 7
Coding region: 1-945 (314 amino acids)
Biological process (GO): actin crosslink formation
Cellular component (GO): actin filament
Molecular function (GO): microtubule binding; cytoskeletal adaptor activity; actin filament binding
Source: RefSeq, a predicted model, not a curated record
AUGUGCACUGCUCUGAGCCCGAAGGCACGUGGGCCUGGCCUCUCUGAUAUGCAUCAAUACAGUCAGUGGCUUGCAAGCAGACAUGAGGCCAACCUGUUGCCAAUGAAAGAGGAUUUGGCCCUGUGGCUCACAAACCUACUGGGUAGAGAAAUAACAGCAGAAACCUUUAUGGAGAAAUUGGAUAAUGGUGCCUUGCUUUGUCGGUUAGCUGAAACCCUGCAGGAGAAAUUUAAAGAAAACAGCUUUGAUGCAAACAAGCCUGGCAAAACCUUACCAGUACGGAAGAUUCCAUGCAAAGCCAAUGCUCCUUCAGGGUCUUUUUUUGCACGGGACAACACAGCAAACUUCUUAUCAUGGUGCAGAGAUGUAGGGGUGGAUGACACCUGCCUGUUUGAGUCAGAAGGUUUGGUUCUCCACAAGCAGCCAAGAGAAGUGUGUCUUUGUUUGCUGGAACUUGGAAGGAUUGCAGCAAGGUUUGGGGUGGAGCCUCCAGGAUUAAUAAAGUUGGAAAAAGAGAUUGAACAAGAGGAAACACUUUCGGCCCCACUUCCAUCUCCUUCACCAUCACCAACAAAGUCUCCUGGGAAAAAGAGCACAGGAAAACUGUUGGAUGAUGCUGUUAAACACAUUUCUGAAGAUCCACCUUGUAAAUGCCCUAAUAAGUUCUGUGUGGAGCGUCUUUCACAAGGAAGGUACAGAGUUGGAGAGAAGAUCCUCUUUAUUAGGAUGCUGCACAACAAACACGUGAUGGUUCGUGUUGGAGGAGGAUGGGAGACUUUUGCAGGUUACUUACUGAAGCACGACCCCUGCCGAAUGUUGCAGAUCUCCCGAGUGGAUGGGAAAACUUCUCCAAUCCAGAGCAAGUCUCCAACCCUCAGGGACAUGAAUCCAGACAAUUAUCUGGUUGUUUCUGCCCAUUACAAAACCAAGAAGGAGAUUAAGUGA